AUGCCGUGGGGUUGGGAAUGUAGGGCGAAGCUGGUGAAACAGCUACCAGCGAAGCCGACAGAGAAACGUGGCCAAUUAUCCAGUGCUGUUCAAAAUCCUGGACCACAUCACUAUGAAAUGCCUGAAGUGUAUUGUGGCAAAGGUAAUUCAGGCAUAAAAAGAGCUCCCGCGUAUACUUUUGGACAGCAGACACCUGUUACUUUUAACAAACCAGUAAUUUUGGGAUGUGCACCAAUGUUGGAUAUAAGUGGGAUGGGACCUAAAGGUCAAUAUAAAAUCAAACAUGACACAAUCUCACCGCGAAUCGACCCGCAAGAAAAAGGCAAAAAUCCUGGUCCUGGAACUUACGUUCCUCGAAGUGAAGUCAAAUAUAAACGACCACCAGCAUAUAGUAUGCGCCCAGCGGCACGACCAGAUUACCAGCCCAGUGACCAAUGGAGUCCUUCACCAAAUAUGUAUUUACCGUAUUUACCUGGGAAAAAGAAAUCUCCGGCAUAUAGUUUUGGCAGUAUGUCUAAAGAAUUGAGUGGGCCAGCUAUUCCAAGUCCUGGAACGUAUGAACCUAAUUUUAAAUAUAUUGAAAAAAGUAAGCCGGCAUAUUCAUUUGGAGCCCCUUGGAGAUCUUUGAAACCUCCAAAAAUUCCACCUCCGAACACAUAUUGUGAGAAGAAAUUCAUGUACACAAAACGUACGAUACCAGCACCAUCAUUUGGUAUUCGUCAUACUCCUUACCUUGGCAAGCGGCACGAAUAUCUUAAGUCAUCUAAACUUGAUCUUGUUAUUAGUGAAUUA
Messenger RNA from Brenthis ino (lesser marbled fritillary), 792 nucleotides. Lineage: Eukaryota; Metazoa; Arthropoda; Insecta; Lepidoptera; Nymphalidae. The record is from the annotation of a GenBank genome assembly.